AUAAAAACGCUUGGCUACGAGCUCCUGAAGAUGAAGGCUGAAGGGUCUAUUCUAGAUCUGGGCCGCCCACGUCAGAGCCCAAGGUAAAUCAUGGAGGUAAAAAUUCCAUCAAUAUUGGAGGAAUUGUAGAUUGCAGCACCUGGAAGGGUAGGGAAGAAAAAGUUGCCAUGGAGAUUGCUGUGCAAGAUUUUUACAGCUUAACAGGCCAUAACUUGUCUCUGCAUAUUGUAGACUUGUCUGGUAACUCUGCUAAAGCUGUUUUUGCAGCUAUUGAACUUGUCAAGGACCAAAAAGUGCAGGCAAUUGCUGGUGCCUUGACAUGGCAGGAAGCUGCAAUAGUAGCUGAAAUGGAUGAGAUUAACAAGGAAGUACCUGUCAUUUCCUUAACCCAACCAUCAUCUCCAAUAGUUCCAAAUAAGAAAUUUCCUGUCAUUGGCAUGUAUCAGGAUAUUUCUAUGGACAUUAGUUGCAUUUCUGCCAUUGUUGCUUCCUUCAAAUGGACAAAAGUGAAUGCUAUAUAUGAAGGGAGAAAUUCAUACACAAGCAAUUUAGGUGGUAUAACACUCUUGUCUUCUUCACUCCGGGAAAUUGGUGUAGAGCUAGAAUAUUUCUCAGCCUUUCCAGAAUUUUCUUCUCUUGUAAACCCAAAUAUCAUCAUUCAGAAAGAAUUGCAGACUCUAAGGGAGAAGCAAAGCAAGGUCUUUAUAUUUGUUCAAACUUCAUUAACAUUGACAACAAUGUUAUUUGAAAAUGCUAAGCAAAUGGGAAUGAUGGGGGAAGGUUAUGUAUGGAUUAUGGCUGAUGGUAUUGCUAAUCUUAUUGAUUCUGUUAAUGCAUCUGCUAUAACCUCUAUGCAAGGAGUGCUUGGUUUUAGGACUCACUACUCAGAUAAUACCGCUUCAUUCAGAGAAUUUCAAAUGAAUUUCCAACGAGUUUCCAUAGAUGAAUAUCCAAAAGAAGAUAAGAAUCAUCAUCCUAGUGUUUAUGCACUUCGAGCAUAUGAUUCAAUUUGGACAAUUGCUAAGGCUGCUAAAAUAUUACAGCAGAAAAAUGAUUCAAAACCCUUGUUACAGCACAUCUUGUCGAGUGAUUUUGAGGGCUUGAGCAGUAGAAUACAGUUCCAAAACUAUAAAUUGGGAGAUAAACCUACUUUUCAAAUUCUUAAUAUAGUUGGUAAAAGCUAUAGAGAGAUAGGAUUUUGGUCUGAAGAACUUGGUUUCACUAAGAACCUUGUCAAGCAUGCUAAUGGCAAGAACAAAAAUUUGACUGCCGAAGAAGGUUUAGACCGGGUGUACUGGCCAGGUGGAAGAACCUCUGUUCCAACUGGAUUUUUAGAGACUAAAGCGAAAGAACUGAGGAUCGCCGUGCUAGCUAGAUCCACAUGCUCACAGUUUCUGAAAGCAAACCAUGACGAUAAGCAAAAUAUAACAUACAUCACUGGAUUUUCCAUUGAUGUUUUUGAAGCUGCGGUGAGACGUCUGCAAUAUCCAUUGAUGUACAACCUGUUUCCAUUUUAUGGCUCUUACAAUGAUCUGAUAAAGGAAGUUUCUAACAAGACUUUUGAUGCAGCCAUUGGAGAUAUUCUAAUAACUGCAGACAGGAACCAGCAUAUAGAAUUCUCACAGCCUUACAUUCAAGCAGGCCUUGUAAUGGUUGUGACAAUGAAAUCAGAUGAAUCACUCCAGUUUUGGAUGUUCAUGAAGCCCUUCACCAAAGGAAUGUGGAUAUUAAUGGCAGCUAUGACACUUUUUACUGGUUUUGUAAUUUGGUGCCUUGAACAUAGAAUCAACUCUGAUUUUCGUGGUCCACCUAAUAGACAAAUUGGAACAUUGCUCUGGUUCUCUUUCUCAACACUUGUUUUUGCACACAGAGAAUCAAUCAGGAGCCAAUGGUCUCGUUUGGUGCUUGCACCAUGGCUAUUCCUUAUCCUAAUUGUUACCUCAACUUACACUGCUAACCUAACUUCACUGCUAACAAAUCCCCAACUCGAACCAUCAGGAACAGACAUUGGUUCACUCAAGAGGACGAGGGCAACUAUUGGUUGUAAUGGAAAUCCCUUCACUUUCUGGUAUUUAGAGAAAGUUUUAGGUUUCAAAACAGGUAACAUCAAAACCAUAGCUUCAAUUGAUGACUUCGCAAAAGCCCUAUCAAGUGGAGAUAUAAGGGCAGCCUUUAUGUUUACUCCCCAUGCUAGAGUUUUCCUAUCAGAAUUUUCCACAGGCUUCACAAUGACAGGACCAACUUACAAGCUCACUGGUUUUGGCUUUGUAUUUCCAAAGGGAUCCUCCUUGGCAUUGAAUAUAUCAGAGGCUAUAAUAUACUUAACCCAGAGUGGAGAACUGCAGCAACUAGAGGAACAAAAGCUCUCAUAUUCAAAAUACUCAACUUCACCAUCUACUGCCAGUUCUGGAACUCAAGGUUUAGGUCCAAGGCCUUUGGCAGGUUUAUUCAUUAUCUCAGGCAGUGUUUCCAUUUUUGCAUUGAUCGUUGUAGCAAUUAGUCUAUUGAGAAGCCACUGGGAGAGUAGUCUCACAUUCAUUCAAACAAUGUUAGCGGGUAGAGCAUUUUGGUCAUGGCUUACAACCUUCUUUGCUAAAAACGACCUGCUCCAACUUUAAAUUCUUCACAUUCUUUUUCUAUUAGAUUUUCUUUAAGGAAAAAAAAAAAAAACAUAAAUUGUAGAAAGUUUCUAAAGGAUUUGCUGUAUGUAUGGAAUACCAUAUUAGAAUGAGAAGAAAAUAAAAGAUUAUAUAUAUCUAUAUAUAUAUAUAUAUAUUUGCAUUAGAUGGUGUAAAAGAGUUGGCAGAGGAAAGAAAGAAAA
Messenger RNA from Jatropha curcas, 2821 nucleotides. Its product is annotated as glutamate receptor 2.9. Gene Ontology annotation, cellular component: membrane. The record is from RefSeq and is a predicted model, not a curated record. Lineage: Eukaryota; Viridiplantae; Streptophyta; Magnoliopsida; Malpighiales; Euphorbiaceae. Gene Ontology annotation, molecular function: ligand-gated monoatomic ion channel activity.